Messenger RNA from Cinara cedri, 1201 nucleotides. The record is from the annotation of a GenBank genome assembly. NCBI's taxonomy places the organism in Eukaryota, Metazoa, Arthropoda, Insecta, Hemiptera, Aphididae.
AUGGAAACCCGUAAUGAAAACACAUUGAACACCGAGGAUGCGGACUCGGGGAGCUCUCGGUCGCCCCGUGCAGAACGGCCCGACAUCGGCGAACAAUACCAGGUACGUCGCCAAACUUAACCUAACCUGGUCACAAGAUGCGUCAUUCAUUUAUUUAUUUAUUUAUUUAUGUAUUUAUUUACGAGUAUUAACCAUUUAAUAAUUUUGUUUUUACUUUAUUAUUUUAUUAGGUACUAAAUGGUUGGUAUGGUAAAUUAUCAUUAUUUAUUAUUGAAAUAAACACAUUUUUUUUUAUAGAACCAAAUAAAUAUCAUAAAUUAUUUAUCUAAUAGGUCACAAUAAAACUUCCUACAUUAUAAUAAUUUAUUAUAAGUAGGUAAUAAUUAUUAACAGUUGUUAAAUCAAACUAAAUUUUCAUAAUGUUAUUACAGUAUUAUUUAAUAUAAGAGUAUAAUACUAUAAGAUAAAGAUUUAAUAUUAUAGCCAAAUUAAUAAAUUAUACUGUAAUAUAAAUAAUUUAUUUUCAGGUACUUCAGAUCGUUGCAAACUAUGUAAAACUAAAUGUUUAUCAACUAAAAUAGGAGAUGAAGUAAAUAUGUAUUACACGUAUUUUAAUGCAAAAUUAUAUAUUUUUAUUGUUACCUAAUUGACUGAAUUAUUUGACAUUUAAUUUUUUAAUACUACUUGAUCAUAAUAUUUUAGGAAUUUAAAAAGAACAAGGACAUUCAGGAAUAUUUCCAAAAACCAAUAGAGACUGGUGAAAGAUUGCUCAACGUGUUGAAAUUCCAAAAAUCGCAUACUAGUAAACUAAUUAAACAUCACCAGCUCAUAGUAAUUAUAUUUUUUUGAAUUUAAUGUUAUUUUAUAAAUAUUUGUAAAAACCGAUGAGUUAAAUCUUUAUUUAUACUUGCUUAUAAUUUUUAGAUAACAAAAUACAAUAGGACAAAAUUAUAUAUAAAGAAACUCGAAAGUGAAUUAAAAAAUGCUAAAAGGUAUCUAAGUUAAUAUUAUUAUAUUUAUAUAUUUUGUAUCAAUUGUUUUAAGAGCACUGAAGAAUACACCACAAAAUCAUAAUUUUACGGAAUCUUGUUCAAGUUCUGUGUUAGAAUUUGAUGCGACUCCUUUUAAGAUGAUACACGCUGGAGUAGAAGAACAGAAUACACGACAGGUUGCGAAAUGCAAUUUUUGUGGCCGCAGUUGA